Molecule: messenger RNA, 460 nt
Organism: Eurytemora carolleeae
Lineage: Eukaryota; Metazoa; Arthropoda; Copepoda; Calanoida; Temoridae
Exons: 5
Coding region: 12-338 (108 amino acids)
Source: RefSeq, a predicted model, not a curated record
AUUUGAAUAAAAUGGCAGAUUCAGAAAGUGAAGUAAGUGCAGCUGAGUCCUGUGAAGCUAUUGGAACUGGAACACUUUCAACUUUUCAUAAAUUCAGAGAAAGGAAGCGUGAAGCGAGUAGUUGGAUGAAGCUAAUCUACAGAGUCAAGCUAGGAGGAGAAGGAAGAAACUUAGCUUGGCUUCAGGCCGGUCACACUCCCGUCACUGAUUGGGAUGUUGUUUUCCAGGAAGUGUAUGAUGAUGAAGGAAAUGAGGAGGAUAUUAUAGAUCUAUUUAUGAAAGUAAAUAUAUUAUUCAGGAAGUGUAUGAUGAUGAAGGAAAUGAGGAGGAUAUUAUAGAUCUAUUUAUGAAAGCUGGAGGCAAUAGAACAUCAUAUCUAAUCGAGGGUGAAAGUGAACCAAGCUUGUGCCUGUUGAAACAAAUAGCAGUGGAUUGGGGGAAAUCUGCUUCAUAUCUAGAG